Messenger RNA from Scophthalmus maximus (turbot), 2326 nucleotides. RefSeq names its product dihydrouridine synthase 2 (gene dus2). Bases 117 to 1763 code for a protein of 548 amino acids. Gene Ontology annotation, biological process: tRNA dihydrouridine synthesis. The transcript is spliced from 17 exons. NCBI's taxonomy places the organism in Eukaryota, Metazoa, Chordata, Actinopteri, Pleuronectiformes, Scophthalmidae. The record is from RefSeq and is a predicted model, not a curated record. Gene Ontology annotation, cellular component: cytoplasm. Gene Ontology annotation, molecular function: tRNA binding; tRNA dihydrouridine synthase activity; flavin adenine dinucleotide binding.
GCCCGUGGUCUGUGGCGUGGGCCUCGUCAUCAUGCUCACCGGCGUGCCCGUCUACUUCCUGGGUGUCCACUGGAAGGAGAAACCAAAGUGCAUCUACAACUUCAUCGUUUGGAUCUAUGUGCAGCGUGCGGCUGAUACGCAGCGACGUGAUGACGUUGAGUCUAAACAGGAAGUUUAACCGGAAACACGCUCCACUCUUCUCCCCACGUGACCGCGAGUCCCAGCUGCUGUCAGCAGUGAAACAACAUCCAUGUCGGAGGACUGAGCCCGCCACGAUGGCAGCAGCAGGUCGGCUGAGCUUCAGGAACAUCACCGCCCUGGCGCCGAUGGUCCGGGUCGGGACUCUGCCCAUGAGGCUGCUGGCGCUGGACUAUGGAGCUGACGUGGUUUACUGCGAGGAGCUGAUUGACAUCAAGAUGGUCCAGUGUGAGAGGGUGAUGAACGACGUGCUGCAGACGGUGGAUUUCGUCGCCCCCGACGAGCGGGUGAUGUUCAGGACGUGUGAGAGGGAGAAGGACCGAGUCGUCUUCCAGAUGGGGACCGCCGACCCGGACCGAGCGCUGACCGUGGCCCGACUCGUGGAGAAGGACGUGGCCGCCGUCGACGUGAACAUGGGCUGUCCCAAGGAAUACUCCACUAAGGGCGGGAUGGGAUCCGCUCUUCUGUCGGACCCCGACAAGAUCGAGGCGAUCCUCAGGAAACUCGUCGGCGGCGUCUCCGUUCCGGUGACGUGUAAAAUCCGGAUCCUGCCUUCGUUGGAGGAAACGAUCCAUCUGGUCCGGAGGAUCGAGCAGACGGGCGUCGCCGCCGUCGCCGUCCACGGCAGGUUUAAGGACGAGCGAACUCGACAUCCCGUCCACUGCGACUACAUCCAGGCCGUCGCUCAGGCCGUUUCCAUCCCCGUCAUCGCCAACGGCGGUUCUCUGGACCUGGUGAAGAGCAACGGCGACAUCGAGGAGUUCCGCAGGGCGAGCGGCGCCGCGUCCGUCAUGUUAGCUCGCGCCGCCAUGUGGAACGCGUCGGUGUUCGACAGCCGGGGACCACUUCCUGUGGAGAGGGUCAUGGAGGAGUACAUCAAAUACGCGAUCCUCUACGAGAACCACGCCUUCAACACUAAGUACUGUCUGUGUCAGAUGCUGCGCGACAAGGUGGAGUCUCCUCUGGGAAAGCAGCUGCACGCCGCUCAGACCAACGGCGAGAUCAGCGAGGCGUACGGGCUGCAGGAGUUCUACCAGCAGACCCAGGAGCAGCUGCGGGCCCGGAGGGACGCCCUGCAGAGCAGCAGCCCGCCCGACCGGCCCGUCGUGGACGGAGACGUCACCACCAUGACCGUCAAGUUCGAACGGAGAGAGUAUCCUCCUCAGAUCACUCCCAAGAUGUUCCUGUUGGAGUGGAGCCGCAGAGAGAAGCUCGAGUCGCCGCUGUACGAGAUGGCGCAGCGUUCGCAGGAUCGAGCCUUUCAGUCGACUGUAACUGUAGCAGGAAAGAAAUACAGGUCUUCACUGUGGGAGAAGUCGAAGAAAUUCGCGGAGCAGGCGGCCGCCGUCGUCUGCCUGCGGGUGCUGGGCAUCCCAGAGGGUCGCAUCGGCGAGGAGGAGUCCGGCCUCGUCUGCAAGAGGAAGAGGGAGGCGAAGACCAACGGCGCCGCGGAGAAGGAGACGAGCAAGAAGCGACACGUGUCCGCCGACAAAGAAACAGAAACCUCAAAGGCGGCGAAUGGCGACCACCGUAAACCGGACACGCCUCCGGAGCAGCCGCAGUGAGGACAGCGGUUCGUCAGGAACUUUUUAAAUGUCGUCAGCUGCUCGACUCUGCCUUUAACAUUGUCUGGACUUUUUAAUUUGACCUUUACUUCCAUCUCUCCAUGUAGAACAGUUGAGAGACAGUUUUACUUUUUAACAAUUUCUUCUUCUUUUAUUUCAUGAAGUCUGUGGUUGAACCUGAGCAGGUCCUGAUGUGUGGCCAGCAGGGGGCGGCGGCGGACUCUCCGAUGACGCUGUCAGUCAUCUCAGAUAGUUCAGAAGAAAAAGUUUAACCCUGGUGCCUUACAGAGGAACUUUUUUGUUUCGAUAAGUGAUUUUUUGGAUGAGCCUUAAAGUCAACUCCUGAUCUCUACUGACGUGGGUUUAAAACACUUCACGUUCAUCUCAUCCUCCUCUUUUCAUUUGUUAAAGUUUGGACUUGAGAAAUCACAUUUUCUUUUCUUUCUUUUUUAAGGAUAAAAGCUGCUUAUUAUUUUUAUCUUUUCAUUUUACACAAUUGUACCAAAAGAAAAGUCUCAAGCGUGUUUGUGUGGAUUUAUUAUUAUUAAAAAAAACAGACGAAA